This is a messenger RNA of Racocetra persica, 164 nucleotides long. The record is from the annotation of a GenBank genome assembly. NCBI's taxonomy places the organism in Eukaryota, Fungi, Glomeromycota, Glomeromycetes, Diversisporales, Gigasporaceae.
GUUCCACCAUUGAUCGAACUAAUACAGAUCACAAAGCUCUUCCAAGCAAGAUUGUUGAAGUUUUCCAAAUGAUUUGUAUCGUCUUGUUUAUUGAACUUGAAAACAUACCUACAAUUUCAGUUGGUGUUCACGAAGCUGAACUUGCACAAUCAGCAUCAACUAUU